Molecule: messenger RNA, 258 nt
Organism: Dibothriocephalus latus
Lineage: Eukaryota; Metazoa; Platyhelminthes; Cestoda; Diphyllobothriidea; Diphyllobothriidae
Source: the annotation of a GenBank genome assembly
AUGUCCUCGACGCUCAUGCAUCCUCGACACAUGGAUGACAUGAUUCACCACCAACACCACGACCCGCGUAUGGCGCCACUGCCCCCAGCCACUGCCUUCACACCGGCCUCGCCAAUUCAGCCACCGGAAGUGGAGGUGGGUAGGGAUGAAUUUGACCCCAUCCAGAAGAGUUUCCUUCCGCCGGAGGAGGCAGAACGGGUCGGUGGUCGGUCGGCUGAUAAGCCGGACGACAAAGUCUACUCCCUGCUGGGCAUCUAG